Passer domesticus (house sparrow) is the source of this 1177-nucleotide messenger RNA. RefSeq names its product trafficking protein particle complex subunit 6B (gene TRAPPC6B). Gene Ontology annotation, biological process: regulation of GTPase activity; endoplasmic reticulum to Golgi vesicle-mediated transport. Lineage: Eukaryota; Metazoa; Chordata; Aves; Passeriformes; Passeridae. Bases 555 to 1031 code for a protein of 158 amino acids. The transcript has 6 exons. The record is from RefSeq and is a predicted model, not a curated record. Gene Ontology annotation, cellular component: cis-Golgi network; trans-Golgi network; TRAPP complex.
CCGCCCAGGACGCAUCCUGCUUGCCCACUCUCAAUGGGGCCGCGGAGCCGGCACGCGCGGGACUCGGGCCAAUCACCGCUGAGCUACCAGAGGGCCUGUGCCCGGCCAGCCAAUAGACGGGGCCGUUACUUGGCUGCGCGUGCCGGGGCCGCUCCUGCGCUCCCAUCGCGGCCGGAGCGGCGCGGCGGGGGAGCUCCGCACCGCGCCUCCGUCACGGCGCGCGGGGCGGCGGCGAGCCCGUAAACCGCGCCGCUCUGUGGCUCCCCGCGGCGGGCGGGGCAAGGCGGGCGCUCUCUUGAGGGCAGCGACAAACGCGCGCCCCGCCCGGCUCCAGCGCUAGGGUGGGCGGCGCAGCUCCGCAGGCGCCGCGCGUUUGAUCCCCGGCUCCGGCCCUCGCUCGGGACCCUGCGCUGCCGGCAGCGCCCGAGUGCGCGGGCUCUGCGGAGCCCUAAGGCGAGAGCCCCUUUCCCAGAGCUCCCCGGCGGGGCCGCCCCGCCUCGGCCGGGAGCUCCCGCGGGUGUGCGGCCCGCCCGGAAGGGGCGGCGGCCCCGGCGAUGGCGGACGAGGCGCUGUUCCUGCUGCUGCACAGCGAGAUGGUGGCGGGGCUGUACCGCGCCGCCGAGCAGGGCGAAGGGGAGAACGGGCGCUGCACCACCAAGCUGGAGAGCAUGGGCUUCCGCGUGGGGCAGGGGCUCAUCGAGAGGUUUACAAAAGACACUGCCAGGUUCAAGGAUGAAUUAGAUAUUAUGAAGUUCAUUUGCAAAGAUUUUUGGACAACGGUAUUCAAAAAACAAAUAGAUAACCUAAGGACUAAUCACCAGGGUAUUUAUGUUCUUCAAGACAAUAAAUUCCGUCUCUUGACACAAAUGUCUGCAGGAAAGCAGUAUUUAGAACAUGCACCAAAGUAUUUAGCAUUCACCUGUGGACUAAUCAGAGGAGGCUUAUCAAAUCUGGGAAUAAAGAGUAUUGUAACAGCUGAAGUUUCAUCAAUGCCUGCAUGUAAAUUUCAGGUGAUGAUACAGAAGAUGUAGAGCACAUUCAAAUCUGGGUAUCUACUCUAAAAAGGCUUUGUAUGUGGAUUCAUUAUCUUAGCUCAGUCUUGUAUAUAACAUGUAAAUUAUAGCAGUGUGCAGCACAAUUAAAAAAUAUAUAAUAAAUGCUAAUUGAAAUAACACUA